AUGGCGACCUUUCUGGAGAAUGCCUACAGUCUGGUACACCAGGACAACGCGGCCGAUGUGCCUUCUGAGAAUGAGCUGAAGCAAUCUCUGGAGAAGGGUAGCGAUGAGCACAAGAUCGAGACUAUGAAGAAGAUACUCUCCAUCAUGCUCAAUGGCGACCCGAAGCCAGGUCUGCUGAUGCACAUUAUCCGCUUCGUCAUGCCCAGCAAGUCGAAACCGCUCAAGAAGCUCAUGUACUUCUUCUUCGAGGUUUGUCCCAAGCACGACGCACAAGGCAAGCUGCGACAGGAAUGGAUUCUGGUUUGCAAUGCGAUUCGCUUCGACUUGCAAGCGCCCAACGAAUACGUGCGAGGGAACACACUACGCUUCGUGACAAAGCUGCGAGAUGCCGAGCUGGUAGAGCCACUGCUGCAACCGGUGCGCCAGUGCCUCACCCACCGACAUGCCUAUGUCCGCAAGAACGCGACCUUCGCCAUCGCCUCCAUCUUUACUCACCUACCUGAGCUUAUGCCAGAUGCGCCCGACCUCCUGACCACCUUCCUCGAGGACGAGAGUGAUCCGACUUGCAAGCGCAACGCAUUUGCUGCCCUCGUCUCGGUGAGCCACGAAAAGGCUUUGGAAUACCUCAGCACCGUCUUCGAUGCGAUUCCAAACCACGAGGAGCUUCUGUUGCUUGCAGAACUCGAAUUCAUCCGUAAGGAUGCUAUCGUCAACCCUUCAAACAAGGCGCGGUAUCUCCGACUCAUCUUUGACCUCCUCGAAUCCCAGGUGUCGACCGUCAUCUACGAAGCCGCACAUGCACUUACGACCCUCACUAGCAAUCCUGUUGCCGUCAAGGCAGCAGCAGGCAAAUUUGUUGACCUCGCAAUCAAAGAGCCGGACAACAAUGUGAAGCUGAUCGUAUUGGAGCGCGUCGACCAAUUACGGAGCAAGAACGAGGGAGUUUUGGACGAUCUCACCAUGGAGAUUCUACGAGUCCUAUCAAGCACAGAUUUGGACGUGCGGAAGAAGUCGCUCAAGAUUGCCAUGGAAAUGAUCUCAAGCCGGAAUGUCGAAGAGGUCAUUUUGCUCUUGAAGAAGGAGCUGAUGAAAACUGUCGAUGAACAGUACGAAAAGAACUCCGAGUACAGAUCUCUCCUCAUCUCCUCGAUACACUCCGCUGCCAUCAAGUUCCCAGAGGUCGCCGCUAGUGUGGUCGGAUCUCUUAUGGACUUCAUCUCGGAUGUCAGCAGCAACGCUUCUGCGGUUGAUGUCAUCUCCUUCGUCAAGGAGGUGGUGGAACGUUUUCCUGAUCUUCGGCCCUCCAUUAUUGAGCGUCUUGUCUCUACUCUUGGCGAAGUACGCGCCGGCAAGGUUUACCGCGGAGUACUUUGGAUUAUUGGUGAAUUCUCGUUAGAAGCCAAGGACAUACGCGAUGCGUGGAAGGGUAUUCGCUCUUCUUUGGGAGAGAUCCCCAUCCUUGCAUCCGAACAAAGAUUGCUGGAUGAGGCGUCCGAAGGCAGGGAGAGCGAUGAACAGGUCAAUGGACACGCAAAGUCAACAGCUGCGCCCACAGGGUCACGAAAGGUUCUCGCCGAUGGUACCUACGCGACCGAGAGUGCACUCACAUCUUCCGCCGCCGCCAAAGCUAAGCUAGAAGCUGUCAAGAACUCGCAGAAGCCUCCACUACGCCAGCUCGUCCUUGAUGGUGAUUACUACCUCGCUACUGUCCUCUCCAGCACCCUCACGAAGCUUGUUAUGCGUCACGCUGAGCUGUCCCAGGACACAGCACGCACAAACGCCCUCCGCGCAGAAGCAAUGCUGAUUAUGAUUUCCAUCAUUCGCGUUGGUCAGUCCCAAUUCGUCAAGACGUUUAUCGAUGAGGAUUCCGUCGACCGUAUCAUGUCAUGUGUGCGUUCGCUGUCAGAAUUCGCGCAAAGAAAAGAGCUUCAGACUGUCUUUUUGGAAGACACUCGGAAGUCGUUCCGUACCAUGGUCCAGACGGAAGAAAAGAAGCGCGCGGCUAAGGAGGCUUCUGAGAAGGCAAAGUCUGCAGUUAACGUUGACGACUCGUUCAAUAUCCGUCAAUUGAAGAAGAAGGACGCAGACGGCAGCGACGAGGUCGGAGAGGAUCUGGAACGUGCCACUGGAGGCGACACUGCAACCGAGGAUAUGACCUCUAAACUGAGCCGUGUCGUACAGCUUACUGGAUUCUCCGACUCGGUCUAUGCCGAGGCUUAUGUCAAGGUCCAUCAAUUCGAUAUCGUGCUCGACGUGCUUCUGGUCAACCAGACGACCGAGACGCUGCAGAAUUUGACCAUCGAGUUCGCCACGCUUGGUGAUUUGAAGGUCGUCGAAAGGCCAUCGACGCAAAACGUUGCUCCUCACGACUUCAUCAAUAUCCAAGCUACCAUCAAGGUCUCGUCUACUGAUACUGGUGUUAUCUUCGGGAACAUAAUAUACGAGGGUGAGAAAGGAGUGGACUCCAACGUCGUCAUUCUCAAUGACGUACAUGUGGACAUUAUGGACUACAUCAAGCCGGCGCAAUGUACAGAAACGCAGUUCCGCACGAUGUGGACCGAGUUCGAAUGGGAAAACAAAGUCAAUAUCAACUCCAAGACCAAGACGUUGCGCGAGUUCUUGAAGCAGCUCAUGGCAUGCACAAACAUGAGCUGCUUGACACCUGAGGCAUCGAUGAAGGGCGACUGUCAAUUCUUGUCGGCCAACUUGUACGCCAGAAGCGUCUUCGGCGAGGAUGCUCUCGCCAACUUGAGUAUAGAAAAGGAAGGCGAAGAUGGCCCAAUCACGGGUUUUGUGCGUAUCCGAAGCAGAUCACAGGGGCUGGCUUUGAGCUUGGGUUCGUUGAAGGGGUUGAACAAGGUUGGGGUUGCAUGA
Plenodomus lingam JN3 is the source of this 2874-nucleotide messenger RNA. RefSeq lists its product as uncharacterized. Lineage: Eukaryota; Fungi; Ascomycota; Dothideomycetes; Pleosporales; Leptosphaeriaceae. Gene Ontology annotation, cellular component: cytoplasm; COPI vesicle coat. The record is from RefSeq and is a predicted model, not a curated record. Gene Ontology annotation, biological process: endoplasmic reticulum to Golgi vesicle-mediated transport; intracellular protein transport; intra-Golgi vesicle-mediated transport. Gene Ontology annotation, molecular function: structural molecule activity.